Drosophila guanche is the source of this 1028-nucleotide messenger RNA. RefSeq lists its product as uncharacterized. The coding region runs from base 127 to 933 and encodes 268 amino acids. NCBI's taxonomy places the organism in Eukaryota, Metazoa, Arthropoda, Insecta, Diptera, Drosophilidae. The transcript has a single exon. The record is from RefSeq and is a predicted model, not a curated record.
AUUUGUAAAUAAAACCAGAUAAACGGGAAGCAAUUGUAUAAAAUGCAGUGCCCACGUCCACAAGAACAAAAUGCAAAUGAGUGAACGGUGGGGCUAGGGUAACACACACACUCUACACACACACACAUGUCGGAGCUGGAGAGACUGCAGUCGGGCGACCCGUGUCAAGAGUGCCGAGCCCAGGGCCUGGAGCACAAACUGCGCUACUUUCACAUCAGCCUCGAGGAGCAGUUGCUAAAGUGCGAGUCCCGCAGCUGCCUCUGGCCACACAACGAUGAGGUUUCCUCCUCUGACGAAGAGUUCGACUUUGGAGAAGCAAUUCCUAUCCAAGCGUCGCCAAAUGAAGUCUCUGCUGCUCCAGACGAGGGCGAUGAGUUUAUCCUGCAGCUGCUGCAGGAACUGGGCUCAGGCGAGGAGCCGGCAACCCAGCCUGAGUCUGAUUUGAAUCUCAUCUCCAUGCCGGAUCUGCUUUCUGGCCCUCUCACUGAACCAGAGGCUUGCACAGAGCUAGAUUUAAGCUGGCUGGAGCCAGAAGUUCCCGACAAGACAGGCAAAGUGGAAAUUCCGCCGUUGACUGAGCCUGUGCUUAGUCCCAAGACUGAAACCUUCGACACUUUGCCGUCACAAAGUCCCAGAGCUAGCCCAAGGAGCGAUCCCUUCGCAACUCCGCCCCGCAAGGCGUCCACGCUGCCACGGAAAGAGCCCAAACUUUGUCCAGUGCCCUUGAAGGCGGCCACAACAAAAGCGCCCGAAAAGAACGAACUUGUCAGCAAGGAAAAUCCGUUUCUGGACGCCAUAAAGCGGCUUAAUGCUGCGCCAGUGCGCAGCUCAAAGACGACCCGCAGACGCCCAGUGGUCAGAACUGGAGCGGGCACAACGUUGCGAACGCAGACGGUGAUGCAGCUGCUCAAGCAGCGGCAGGAGCAGCCAUGACAAUUUUCCAUUCUUUUUGUUUGAAUAAAUUUGCGAAUGGAAUUAUGCAUAUGCGAAUACGAAACGAAAUCAAGUUCGUUUAUUUAUAAACAAAA